Capsella rubella is the source of this 1783-nucleotide messenger RNA. Its product is annotated as probable polygalacturonase. Bases 112 to 1467 code for a protein of 451 amino acids. The record is from RefSeq and is a predicted model, not a curated record. NCBI's taxonomy places the organism in Eukaryota, Viridiplantae, Streptophyta, Magnoliopsida, Brassicales, Brassicaceae. The transcript has 5 exons. Gene Ontology annotation, biological process: carbohydrate metabolic process. Gene Ontology annotation, molecular function: polygalacturonase activity.
CUCCCUCUCCCUCUCCCUCUCCCUCUCUGCUCUUUCAUUGUUUUUAUUCUUUUUUCUUUCUCUCUUGCGACUUUUCUCCUUCCCUCAGGAACUUGUUAAGUUUCUGAGUCCAUGAAGAUGCCAGUGGCAUUGGUCUGGCUACUGGCAUUCAUCAUUCUACUGAUCAGAGGAGAAGGCAAUAAUGCCAUCUGCAAGAAGAGUUUCAAGUUAGACCCUAGACCUCACAGCGUUUCCAUCCUCGAGUUUGGAGCGGUUGGAGAUGGAAAGACUCUGAACACGCUUGCUUUCCAAAAUGCGAUUUUUUACCUCAAGUCUUUCGCGGAUAAAGGCGGUGCUCAGCUUUAUGUUCCACCGGGGAAAUGGCUGACGGGGAGCUUCAAUCUCACGAGCCAUCUCACUCUCUUCUUGGAGAAAGGAGCAACAAUUCUUGCAUCACCGGAUCCUUCGCAUUGGGACAUAGUCAGUCCUCUACCGUCCUAUGGUCGUGGAAUUGAACUUCCUGGAAAGCGGUACAGAAGUUUGAUCAAUGGAGACAAUCUACUAGAUGUAAUCAUCACCGGCGAUAACGGGACAUUUGACGGGCAGGGUGCAGCGUGGUGGGAGUGGCUCGAGUCCGGGUCCUUAAACUAUAGCCGACCUCAUAUUAUUGAAUUCGUCUCCUCCAAAAACAUCCUCAUAUCAAAUCUAACCUUCUUAAACGCACCCUCGACCAACAUUCACCCGGUUUAUUGCAGUCAGGUUCAUAUCCGCAAAGUUUUGAUCGAAACAUCGGUUGAUUCUCCUUACGUUCUCGGAGUUUCCCCCGAUUCUUCAGACAAUGUUUGUAUCGAAGAAUCAACGAUCAACGUUGGCCACGACGCGGUCUCACUCAAGAGUGGUUGGGACCAAUACGGGAUAAACUACGGCCGUCCAACCACAGCUGUUCACAUUCGAAAUCUCAGCUUAAAGUCUCCCACGGGCGCGGGAAUCUCCUUCGGCAGCGAGAUGUCAGGGGGUAUUUCGGACAUUACCGUGGAGCGUAUUAACAUACACAGCUCACUCGUAGGCAUAGCCUUCAGAACCACCAGAGGCAGAGGAGGUUACAUCCGUGAUAUCACAAUCUCCAACAUCGAUCUCUCCAGCGUUGACACUGCCAUCUUCGCCAGUGGACACACCGGGUCGCAUCCGGAUGAUAAAUACGACCGGGACGCACUCCCUGUCGUAACACGCAUCACCAUGAGGAAUAUCACCGGUGAGGAUAUAGGAGUGGCCGGAAACCUCACCGGGAUCGGAGAAUCUCCGUUCACGUCGAUAUGCCUAGCGGAUAUACAUUUACAAACUCAUUCAGAUUCUUGGGUUUGCUCCAACGUCUCUGGUUUCUCAGACGACGUAUCACCGGAGCCUUGUUCAGAGCUUAUGAGUUCUCCAUCAUCGUGCUUUGCGGGUGGUAGCAUAUACGGCGGAGAAGCGGCUGCUCAGUCGUGGUGAUUCUAGUGGAAAAAUAAAUGGGUGAUGAAGAAAAGAAAAAAAAGGAGAAGAAGAGAGGGAGGUGGGAGUUUGGUUUACUACGAUACGAUUGGAUUUUGAAAUUUUUUUUGUCAAUAAGUUCAUAAAUUUGUUGUCAGAGCGAGAGGAUAAAAAAGAAAGAAAGAAGAGAAUUACGUUUAUAAGUGGUGGGUGAGUUUCCAAGAACAGAGCGAGCUUCAAUUUGUUAUUUUGUACAGUUUCCAUUUCUUUCAUUCAUGGUGUAACAAUAUUCAUCUUCUUUGUUUCUAUUAAGCAAAAAAAAAAGAUCAUUUGUGAA